CAACAUUAUUGAACUCAAGCCUCCUCUGAUUCUCCCCAACCCAGAUCUUUGCCUGCCAUGUCAGAUGAUGUUGAGAAGAACGAGGCUCCUCCAGAGCCGGAGCAAAAACAAGAUGGAAAAGAGGAGCAAGAGGCAGAGCCAAAAGCAGAGCCAAAAGCAGAGGCAGAGGCAGAAGCAGAGGCAGAGCAGCAGCCACAGCUGGACUCCCCACCACAGAGCCCCCCAGCACCAGAGCCCCCUGCGUCAUCCAUGCUGGUGACCGUGACCAUUGAAGAGGAGACCGUGGGGAGCCCCCAGCUGAAUGGCGAUCCCCUGGGGCUGAGGGCUGGCUCAGCUGAGGAAUUAGGGACCACCCCCGCCCCUCCUGCUACCCCCCCAGCACGGUCCAAGUCAGCGUCAUUGAAUGACCUGAAGCCCCAGAACAGCAUCAAUGGUGGCCCGCGGGCUGUGGUGAGGAGCAGCUUGUCCGGGUCUCAGGUGCAUCUUGCUGGAACAAAAGGAUCUCCGCGGGCCAGUCUGAGUCGGCAGGCCUCAGCGACUGGGUCAGCAGCUGGGGAGGCUGGGGAGAAACCCAGAGACUACAUAUUCAUUGCUGCUCUCUCCUGCUUUUGCCCCAUCUGGCCGAUCAACAUCGUUGCCUUUGUGUACUCAGUCAUGUCCCGUAACAGCUUUCAGCAGGGAGACAUCGAUGGGGCUCGGCGCUUGGGACGAGUAGCAAAGCUGCUGAGUGUGGUUGCCCUGGUCGGGGGGGUGCUCAUAAUUGUGGCCUCUUGUGCCAUCAAUUUUGGAGCGUUUCAGUGAAGAUGGCCCUUGGCUGCCACUGCACCCGUAGCGCCAAAAUUUCCAUCUUUGGAGCAGGGAGCCGGCAUGACGCCAGUGCAUCUGUCCCUUCUCAUCCCACCCACCCCCCUCCAUCCCAGAACCAUACAAAGCAAGAGCACAAGGAUGGAAACAAUAGAAAGAAAGAAAGAGAGAGAGAGAGAGAGAAAAAGAGAAGACAAAGGAACACAAAUGAAAGAAAACAGAAGAAACAACUUGCAUUAUGGUUAAAUAUCUCCUCUAUCACUGUAGGGAUUUCAGUCCCACCAAGAAACUGGAACCAAACCCCAACCACAUCAGAUGGAGAGGGAAGGGAAAAGGAGGAGCGCAUUUUCCCAUGUUCUCUCCCACACUUGUUCUUUCUCUCUCUCUUUCUCUCUCAUUUUUUCACCCACCCAUCCAGGCAUCUGUUCAACCAGUGACCUAUCUGCCCAUCUUCCAUCUACUGCCAAAUUUCAGCAAAUAAAACUUUUCCAAUGUUCCAUGUUUACAAGAACCUGCUGGAGAAAAUCUCUUUUCCCCCCCAUCCACUAUGAAGAUAGCGGGGGAGCAUGUUUACACGUUUUGCUAGAAACAAAUGAAAAGAACCAGCAUGGGGAAGGCAGAAACUCUGAUCUCUCCUCUGUGGUGUUUACAAAAGACAAAAAACAAGGACGAGAAAGUGUGGGCCCAGAGCCAUGGAUUGGGUUAGAAACUGGAUAUGGUACAGCAAACUUACAGCGAG
Molecule: messenger RNA, 1543 nt
Organism: Candoia aspera
Lineage: Eukaryota; Metazoa; Chordata; Lepidosauria; Squamata; Candoiidae
Gene: PRRT2
Product: proline rich transmembrane protein 2
Exons: 3
Coding region: 58-801 (247 amino acids)
Cellular component (GO): membrane
Source: RefSeq, a predicted model, not a curated record